Messenger RNA from Protopolystoma xenopodis, 470 nucleotides. NCBI's taxonomy places the organism in Eukaryota, Metazoa, Platyhelminthes, Monogenea, Polystomatidea, Polystomatidae. The record is from the annotation of a GenBank genome assembly.
UGCGUGCCGGCCGCCUUGAAGCAGUUCUUCUCACAGGGUUGGCGUCGGCUGAUUUUUUUCGCCUUCUGCAGCAUUAUGUAGAUGCUACAGGUGACGUACAAACGGCCGCAAUCGCUGGUCUACACGCCUGCCAUCUCUCUGAGCCAGCCAAGAUUGGAUCAGCAUCUGGUUCAGGAUUUGGAUCUGGGUUUCAGAAAUCAGUGCCCUCUGGCUUCAUCCAUACCCCUAGUAGUGUCUCUAGUGGCACUUUAGGGCUCGGACCGACGAGUUCAUGGCCUGUUUCCAUUCCAGUUAGUGGUAUUGCAAAUAGAACCUUAGGACCGACUCAGAUACUAGCUGCAGCUGCCGGGGCGCCUAGUCAGUCUAGUCCAGGAGCAAGAGACGGGUUCUGGCCUCUAGUACAUUUGGGAGGCAGCAGGUUGGCCAACUGGGUGCUCAGGUACUUAAUUAGCUUACACAUUUGCCUUUAA